Molecule: messenger RNA, 6324 nt
Organism: Paramisgurnus dabryanus
Lineage: Eukaryota; Metazoa; Chordata; Actinopteri; Cypriniformes; Cobitidae
Gene: tiam1b
Product: TIAM Rac1 associated GEF 1b
Biological process (GO): small GTPase-mediated signal transduction; activation of GTPase activity
Cellular component (GO): plasma membrane; cytosol
Molecular function (GO): guanyl-nucleotide exchange factor activity; protein binding
Source: RefSeq, a predicted model, not a curated record
AGAGGGGAGGAGAACGAGAGAGAGAAAGAGAGAGAGAGAGAGGAGGGUGGAGUUCAUUGAACGACACAGCCCCCCCAUCCAAAGCUCCCUCAGUUACUCUGCGCUCAUGUAGUAGGCAGUAUGUUGUGGAGUUUAAACGGGAAUGUGAGCGCGGCUGAAGGAAACGUGAGAUUUUAGCACAGACACACGUCACCGGUUCAGUGGAUUUCCCCCCUGGGAAGUGUUUGGAAGUCAUCUGAUGCAGGAGGGCAUGAAUGCAGGACGUGAUCUGUAUGCCAAGUGAAAUCAGUCAUGACUGUAAUAUCAUUGCCGUACCGCAGGUUGCAUGACCUCUGAGCAUUUUAACAUCCGCCGCACAUACUAAGUCAUGGGUAACGCAGAAAGUCACAGCGGCAGUCAUGGUUACUACGGAGACGGGCAGCGUCACCUCUCCCGUAAGCACAUGUCCCGCUCGCUCCGUCUGUCCAACAAGCAGACGUACUGUUCCCGUCGAACACCAUCUGGAAAACCAGAGCACCGCAACUCUGAAACCAGCACACGCUCCAGCAGCACUCCCAGCAUCCCGCAGUCGCUGGCCGACCACGGCCUGGAGCCAUUCAACGACUCCGACAUGCUACCCGACUUCAGCAGCCCCAUUUGGGUUGACCGUAUGGCAAUGAACCUCAGACCGGUGUCCUUCCACAACCAUCCAGCCCAUUCACCCGCAGCGACCCAUAACGUCACCCCCAAACAGCCUGCUAAGGAGGAGGAAGAGCCGCCAGAGGACCAGACCCAACAGACAAGAGACGGUUCCCAAGAAGGUGCUAGCUUUAAGAAGAAACGCUCCAAGUCUGCAGAUAUGUGGAGAGAAGACUCGCUGGAAGUGUCUUUAUCCGAUCUGAGCCAGGAGAAUCUGACAAGCACGGAGGAGAUUGGGGAUACACCGGACGAGAAGGACUUUACAGUCUGCGGGGACCUUUUACAAUCGUCUCCGCAAGAUUUGGAGUUGUUGGAUACAAACCGUGCCAAUUCUUUAGAUGAACUGUACGGACCAAAAAGUCCCACCUGCAGGCCGCCGCAUGGACGUUACAUAAAAUGGCACAAGGGAGGCGCCACUGGUAGAGACGGCGAGGAUGAUAAAAUAUUAGCGGUGUGUGAAGAUGAUGGUGCCGCCUAUGGAGCGUAUACAUUGCCCUGUCGACGCUCACAUUGCUUGUCUGAGGGACCGACCAUUCACCAAGGAGUUAUGCAAGGGAGGCGGGCACAAACCAUACAGGAUGUCACAUCAGGAGACGGCAGUGACUAUGAGGACAGCGGCAUCGAUGGCUUGACAGGAGAGAGUGAGGCGUCUCAGCACCAGGUGCGACACUACAAGACCAUGUCCGCAUCUUUUUCCGCAUACUCCACGUCAGCAGGGGGAGCCUUCACUGGAAGUGACAGCGGGAGCAGCAGCGGUGCGGGGACGGGACCUUCAGAACGCACGCUGGGUGUCUAUGAGAACUUUCGUCAAGAGUUGGAGCAGAGCGCGUGCCGGGCAGAGUUGCCCGAAGAGAGAAGCUCCGCCUUCAGCGACGAGCAGAGUCACCUGACCCUGAGCUCCGCCUACCACACGGACCCGCUGCUGAACGUGGCCGCGCAGGGCACCGUGCGCAAAGCCGGACGCCUCGCUGUCAAAAACUUCCUGGUGCAUAAAAAAAACAAGAAGGUGGAACUCGCUCCUCGCCGCAAGUGGAAGAGCUAUUGGGUGUCUCUCAAAGGAUGCACACUGUUUUUCUACGAGACCGACGGGCGGUCGAGCAUCGAUCACAACAGUGUCCCUAAACACGCAGUGUGGGCUGAAAACAGCAUAGUGCAGGCCGUCCCCGAACACCCCAAAAAAGAUUUCGUCUUCUGUCUCAGUAACUCACUCGGAGAUUCGUUCCUCUUUCAGACCUGCAGUCAGACGGAGUUGGAAAACUGGAUCACGGCGAUCCACUCAGCCUGCGCCGCAGCCGUCGCUCGGCUACACCACCGUGAAGAUACUGUGCGUCUCCUGCGAGCAGAGAUCCGUAAGCUGGAGCAGAAGAUCGACAUGGACGAAAAGAUGAAGAAAAUGGGAGAUAUGCAGCUGUCGGCUGUAACCGACACCAAGAAGAGGAAGACCAUCCUAGAGCAGAUUUUCCUGUGGGAGCAGAAUUUAGAGCAGUUCCACAUGGAUUUAUUCCGGUUCCGCUGUUAUCUGUCCAGCCUGCAGGGCGGCGAGCUUCCCAACCCCAAGCGCUUGCUGGCUUUUGCCUCUCGUCCCACCAAACUGGCCAUGGGACGACUGGGCAUCUUCUCUGUCUCAUCCUUUCAUGCACUGGUGGCGGCUCGCACCGAGACUGGCGUGAGACGACGGACACAGGCCAUGUCACGCUCAACCAGCAAACGCAAGAGUCGCUUCUCAUCACUGUGGGGUCUGGACACUCACUCCAAGAGAAAGAGCAAAGCACACCCCACUAUUAACCAGGUUUUUGCAGAAGGUGAAGAUCCUGUUAAAAGUCCUACUGAAGAUCUGUUUGAGGGAUCUGACAGAGAAACAACAAAAGAAACAAAGACGCCGGUGAAAGGUCUGCCAAGACCCAGCACAGAGCAAGACCUCUGGUCCAAAGACCAUCUCACUCCAUCAUGGGUGUGCCUGCCAAACGAUCAGCCUGUGUUAGCCAUCAUCCACCCUGGAGAAUCAGCCUUAGAUAUGCUCGAAACCAUCUGCAAGGCUCACCAACUGGACCCUACAAAACACUAUGUGCGGCUUAAAUUUCUCAUUGAGAACCAAGUGCAGUUCUACAUCCCUAAACCCGAGGAGGAUAUUUAUGAUCUGCUGUAUAAGGAAAUUGAGCUGUGCUGUAAGAUCAGGAAGGUGAUCCAGUUUGAUCGGGAUGAGUCCUGUAUGAUUGGAUACGGUUUCUCUAUCUCUGUGGUUGAAGAGGACGACAUACAGCAGCUGUAUAUCACUGAUGUUAGAGCCGGAGGAUUAGCAUUUGCUAAAGGUCUGAACGCAGGAGAUGAGAUUCUGCAGUUGAACGGGAAAGACGCUCGCACUUUGACCUUCAAUGACAUGAAGGUGGCCUUCGCUCAGGUCUCUCUCUCGCUCACUGUCAACACGCUGCCCCCUGUUGAACGCCGACAGCUUUGCUUUCUGCCUCCAAGACGCUCGGAUGCUGUGGACAACCUUUACACGGAUAUCUUCUCUCAGAGUCAAGAGGAGAUUCUUGACGAUGGUGUUGGUUUGAUCGUGGAGACGUCAGGAGACAGUUUAGAGGAUGACUUGGAGCUCUUCGCUGAGUUUGAUGACUAUGGAAAGCGUAACAGACACAGCAAACGCUCAUCUGACUCCGUUUAUGAUCUCCUGCACCUGAGCACAGAGCAGGUCGCUGCUUUCUGUCGCAGUCUGCACGAGAUGAAUCCUUCAUCCGAGGGCAUCUCUUCCUCAUCUGAACCGGAGUAUUCCUCACUGCCUCCGAGCAAUGCCACCCCUCGCCAGCUCUCUGACGCUGACAAACUACGCAAAGUCAUCUGCGAAUUGGUCGAAACGGAGCGCACCUAUGUCAAAGAUCUAAACUGUCUGAUCGGGCGAUAUUUAACCCCUCUGCAGCAGGAAUCCUUCCUCACUCAAGAUGAGCUGGAUGUGCUGUUCGGAAACCUGCCGGAGAUGCUGGAAUUUCAGCUGGAGUUCCUCAAGACUUUGGAGGAUGGGACUAGACUGGUGCCCGACCUGGAGAAACUGGAGCGAGUGGAAGAGUUUAAGAAAAUCCUCUUCUCUCUGGGCGGAUCUUUUCUGUAUUACGCCGAUCGCUUCAAGAUCUACAGCGCUUUCUGUGCCAGUCACACCAAAGUACCCAAAGUGCUGGUCAAAGCCAAGACAGACACAGCAUUUAAGGCGUUCUUGGAUGAACGCAACCCAAAACAGCAGCAUUCUUCCACGCUGGAGUCAUACCUGAUCAAACCCAUCCAGAGAGUGUUAAAAUAUCCUCUACUGCUGAGAGAGCUGCACUCAUUGACCGACCCUGACAGCGAGGAGCAUUACCAUCUGAACGUUGCGAUGAAGGCCAUGAACACGGUGGCCAGUCACAUCAACGAGAUGCAGAAGAUCCACGAGGAGUUUGGAGCCGUGUUUGACCUUCUCAUUUCAGAACAGACUGGAGAGAAAAAAGAGGUUGCUGACUUGUCAAUGGGAGAUUUACUCCUCCACAGCAGCGUGACAUGGAUCAACCCGUCCUCCACACUGGGGAAGUGCAAGAAAGAGCCCCAGCUGGCUACUUUCGUGUUCAAAACCGCUGUUGUGUUUAUCUGUAAAGACUCCAAACAGAAGAAGAAAAUGGGUGGCUCUCACAGAGCAUCGAUCUCAGGUGAAGAGAAAGAUCCUUUCCGUUUCCGUCACAUGAUCCCUACCGAAGCGCUUCAGGUGCGCACGCUGUCCAGUACAGAUGGAGAGAGCGCGGCUGUGUGUGAGAUCAUACAUGUGAAGUCUGAAUCUGAGGGAAGACCAGAGCGAGUGUUUCAACUUUGCUGCAGCUCUCCAGACAGUAAGAAAGAUUUUUUGAAGACGGUUCACUCCAUACUAAGAGAUAAACAGCGUCGUCAGUUGUUGAAGACAGAAAGUCUUCCUCUGAGCCAGCAGUACGUUCCCUUCGGAGGAAAACGCUUGUGCGCUCUUAAAGGAGCCCGUCCGGCCAUGAACAGAGCAGUUUCUGCCCCGACUCGCACACUGGGCCGAAGGAAACUGGUGCGAAAUCGCUUCACCAUCGACACGGACAUCGUUUUCGACACCGAACCCGACAGCGACUCCCCCGAUUCCCAGCAUUCUCAGCAGCAGGGCGGAGAUCCGGCCGGUGACACGGACCGCUGGGUGGAGGAACAAUUCGACCUUCAGCGCUACGAGGAGCAGGAACAGGACGUGAAAGAGUCGGACAUUCUGAGCGACGACGACGAGCUUUGUCAGUCCGCCUUGAGCCCUUCGACCGAGGGCCCGCUCUCCGCUCUCUCGCUGGAGGGAGACACUGCUGAGGAGGAGGAGAACGAGGAGGGCCAGGGAGGAGAUGAGGACAGCAAGAAAGACGUCAGAGACCACAAAACCCAGCAUGCAAAGCUGUCUGAUGUAGGAAAGCAGUGUGCCAUGUCAGUGGCCAGCGUAGACGAGCAGGCGCUGCCUGAUGAGGUCAUCUGGGUGCGUCGGGACGACGAGACGCAAGAUGAACCUCAAACCUGAAACACUUCAGGAGACAAUAAAGCAAGAGCUCCCUGCUGAAAUAAAUCAGCCAGUACGUUAGCGAUGCAUGAUCCACGCUAAUAUUCUGAAUGUUAGACAUUCUUUCAGAAAUAGCUGUAUGAUAUCACGCUUAUCCACUGUAGACACUUAAACUCAUUAGAUGAGCUCUGUAUGUGUGCUGUGGCCAAUCAGAAGCCUGGAAAAAUGUGGCGGUACAAUCAAUAGAUUUAAUCGACUCGUACAAUUGCACAUUAACCGUUGGCAGCUUCAUACGUUUGACCACCAACGUCUGCCAAAUCUUUUAACAUUUCUUUGUUGUUCAUUUCUAAGUGUUUUUAAUGAGUUUGAAAGGGCUGAUAUUUAUUUAUGUCAUUCAUAUAUGAGAACAACAGCCUGAUAAUAUCUUACAUUUUAAUUUGUUGAACAUCAUAUUUGUACAGAGAAGCUGUAUAUGCUGUUUUUGUUGUUUGUAUAUAUAUAUAUAAAUGUUUAUUUCUUUUAGACUUAAAUGUACAUACUACGCAGUAUUCUGACCUGAAAUAUAUAUGCGUAUUGAAUAUUCAUGAAUUUAGAUGUGCACAUCUCAGGUCAAAAUAAUGCCGUUGUAAAACAGAAUUUUUAAUAAUUUUUUCCCGAUUUUUUUACUGUUCAUUUUAGGUCACUAUGUCCUGUUUUACUUGAAUUUUGUUGGAAAAAAAUGCAAUAUGAUUUUUAGCUGAUGGACUGUUCUGUUAAAGUUUGCUUUACAUGGUUUGUUGUAAUUUAGCUCUGCUCAUAAUUGACACAUUUUCUGCCUUUACAGUAUAAACUCACAUUCACACAAUUCCUUAAAAAAGAAUCUGAGCCAUUACAUAGACCAAAUGUUUACUGUAUAAUUUAUUAGGUAUUUUUCUGUUUAUUACUGCAUCUCACAGUUGAACGAAUAAUUAUGUUUUUUUGUUUCACCAUUUAAAAUUUGCUAAAUGCAAUCAAGAGAAGCCACUGGAAAUUAUUUUAAUGAUAUUAAAUUCUACAUUAAAUUGUUCCCCUUUGAGCUAUAGAGACUGCAUUUUUAGUUUGUAAAUAAAGCUGUGAAUUGAUAUUAUAUUAAAUAAACUUGUUUCGUAUAUAUAACCAAA